Molecule: messenger RNA, 876 nt
Organism: Fusarium verticillioides 7600
Lineage: Eukaryota; Fungi; Ascomycota; Sordariomycetes; Hypocreales; Nectriaceae
Exons: 7
Coding region: 1-876 (291 amino acids)
Source: RefSeq, a predicted model, not a curated record
AUGGUGCCGGCGAACGUCAAUUGCGGUGGGCCCGGCCUCCGGUCAAGCAAUCUGGGGAGAGGUCUGCCUUGUGCAGAAGUUCCGAAUCGACCUCGGGUUGAGCAUGAUGAGCAUGUUGGGCUCUUCACCCCUACUGCGGGGCAAUACUUCCGCGACGAGCAGCGCCGCCGCCACUCACAGUACGACGGCGGCGCUCGCCUGGCUGAACUGGAGGAGAUUUCUUACGGCGUCAGACAUCACCCAGAGACUAUCCUGAUUUUUGAUCUUUUUUUUUUUUCCAAAAGUCAUCUUGAGCUUUGGAGAAAAUCUCGAGGCCUUUGGCUCAACGGCCAGAGCCAGGCUUCUGAGGACCUCUUCGUUGAUGGUGACCUUGCUCAGGGUAGCACUCUUUCGGCGACGGCUUCAUCCUUCCAGCCUCGCGGAAAGCCACAAGCUUCUUCCUUCCAACCCAUUGGUCAGAGAUUCAAGGGAAAGAAUGCACUCGUGUUCUACCCAGAGGGUAGUCCCACUGUUGCUGGCGCUCUGAGCCAGGAUAUGGACAUCUCAGCCGACACAGAUCAUACUUCCGACAACCUCACACUGAACCCCCAGCCUGCCUCGUCAACAUCUUCCCCAACUUUACUCUGUUCAUACCCUCCCCGACACACUGGGUUCAACAACAUCGUCGACCUUGGUGAGCUCAUCGCCGGACGUGAUGCCCGGACCACCAUCAUGCUUCGAAACAUCCCGAACAAGGAUGGCCAACCUCCUUCGGCGCAAGUUGCCGGCGUCUCUCUUUCGGGAGGCCCGGUUGCUUGUUUCGACUCAGGUUGGCCGGAAUUGUUUGGUGACUUGGUGGUGAGCCGCUUCGCCCCCCGUCGCAAGGCGGGUGAGUGA